Gallus gallus (chicken) is the source of this 10924-nucleotide messenger RNA. RefSeq names its product intersectin 1 (gene ITSN1). The coding region runs from base 178 to 5322 and encodes 1714 amino acids. The record is from RefSeq and is a predicted model, not a curated record. NCBI's taxonomy places the organism in Eukaryota, Metazoa, Chordata, Aves, Galliformes, Phasianidae. Gene Ontology annotation, molecular function: guanyl-nucleotide exchange factor activity; protein binding; calcium ion binding. The transcript has 40 exons. Gene Ontology annotation, biological process: intracellular signal transduction; positive regulation of Rho protein signal transduction.
GCCGCCCGCCAGACGGCGGCUGAGGAGGCAGCGGGAGGGGAUGGUGCGCCUGGCGGAGGCGGUGGCGGGCGCCGCUCCGGCUCCUCCAUCCCCCCCGCCGUCGCCAUGGGUGUGAGCGGGGCCCGGCGGCCCGCGCAGAUAUGAGGCAUCCAUUAAUAAGCUAAAAGUGAAAGAACCAUGGCUCAGUUUCCAACACCUUUUGGGGGCAACCUGGAUAUCUGGGCUAUUACUGUGGAGGAGAGAGCUAAACAUGAUCAACAGUUCCACAGUCUGAAACCAACAUCUGGAUUUAUCACUGGUGAUCAAGCUAGAAACUUUUUUUUUCAGUCUGGGUUACCUCAGCCGGUGUUAGCACAGAUAUGGGCUUUAGCUGACAUGAACAAUGAUGGAAGGAUGGAUCAGCUGGAGUUUUCAAUAGCUAUGAAACUUAUCAAAUUAAAACUACAAGGCUAUCAACUCCCAUCUGCGCUGCCUCCUGUCAUGAAGCAGCCACCUAUUGCUCUACCUAGUGCACCAGGGUUUGGUAUUGGGGGCAUUGCCAGCAUGCCAUCUCUUACAACUGUUGCCCCAGUGCCAAUGGCAUCUAUUCCAGUAGUAGGAAUGUCUCCGCCAUUAGUAUCUUCUGUUCCUGCAGCAGCAGUGCCUCCCCUGGCUAAUGGAGCUCCUGCUGUUAUACAGCCUCUGCCUGCUUUUGCUCAUCCUGCCACAUUGCCAAAGAGUUCUUCCUUUAGUAGAUCUGGUCCAGGAUCGCAGCUGAACACAAAACUGCAAAAGGCACAAUCGUUUGACGUGGCGAGUGUGCCUCCUGUGGCAGAGUGGGCAGUACCUCAGUCAUCAAGACUGAAAUACAGACAGUUGUUCAAUAGCCACGAUAAAACAAUGAGUGGACACUUAACAGGUCCGCAAGCAAGAACUAUUCUUAUGCAGUCAAGUUUACCCCAGGCUCAGCUGGCUACAAUAUGGAAUCUUUCAGAUAUUGAUCAAGAUGGAAAGCUUACAGCUGAAGAGUUUAUUCUGGCUAUGCACUUAAUUGAUGUAGCUAUGUCUGGUCAGCCACUGCCACCUGUACUGCCUCCAGAGUAUAUUCCACCUUCAUUUAGAAGAGUACGCUCUGGUAGUGGUGUAUCUGCUGUAAGUUCAGUAUCUGUAGACCAAAGGUUACCAGAAGAACCAGCAUUAGAAGAAGAACAGCAGCAACUGGAAAAGAAAUUGCCAGUUACAUUUGAAGAUAAAAAACGUGAGAACUUUGAACGUGGCAAUCUAGAACUUGAAAAACGGAGGCAGGCUCUCCUGGAACAGCAACGCAAAGAGCAAGAGCGUCUAGCACAGCUGGAACGGGCAGAGCAAGAAAGGAAGGAACGUGAACGACAAGAGCAAGAAAGGAAAAGACAGCUGGAGCUAGAGAAACAGUUGGAGAAACAACGGGAAUUGGAACGGCAGAGAGAAGAGGAAAGGAGGAAAGAAAUAGAAAGAAGAGAGGCUGCAAAACGGGAACUUGAGAGGCAAAGGCAACUUGAAUGGGAACGUAAUCGUCGGCAAGAACUGCUAAAUCAAAGAAACAGAGAACAAGAGGACAUAGUUGUUCUGAAGGCAAAGAAGAAGACUUUAGAAUUUGAGCUGGAAGCUCUAAAUGAUAAAAAAAAUCAGUUGGAAGGAAAGCUUCAGGAUAUCAGAUGUCGGCUGUCUACCCAAAGACAAGAAAUUGAAAGUACAAAUAAAUCUAGAGAACUGAGAAUUGCAGAAAUCACCCAUUUGCAACAGCAGCUACAGGAGUCUCAGCAGAUGCUUGGAAAGUUGAUUCCAGAAAAGCAAUUACUCAAUGACCAACUAAAGCAGGUUCAACAGAACAGUUUGCAUAGAGAUUCUCUUCUUACUAUCAAAAGAGCCUUAGAAGCCAAGGAACUAGCCCGUCAACAGCUUCGAGACCAGCUAGAUGAAGUAGAAAAAGAAACCAGAUCUAAACUUCAGGAAAUUGAUAUUUUCAAUAAUCAGCUGAAGGAGCUGAGAGAAAUACAUAACAGACAGCAGCUUCAGAAACAAAAGAACUUGGAAGCUGAGAGGCUGAAACAGAAAGAACAAGAAAGGAAGACAGAACUGGAAAAGCAAAAAGAAGCUCAAAGGCGAAUCCAGGAUCGGGAUAAACAACGGCUUGAUCGAGUGCAACAAGAAGAAGAACCUCAAUGGCAAAAAAAAAAUCAAGAAGAUGACAAGCAAAAAAGGGAAGAAAUAAUCAAGAAGAAGGAAAGUGAGGAUAAGGGGAAACAGGAAAUCCAAGAGAAACCGAGUAAGCUUUUCCAACCACAUCAAGAACCAGUUAAGCCAGCUGUCCAGGCUCCAUGGUCAAAUGCAGGAAAAGCUCCACUAACAAUUUCUGCUCAGGAGGAUGUAAAAAUAGUGUAUUAUAGAGCACUGUAUCCUUUUGAAUCAAGAAGCCAUGACGAAAUCACUAUUCAACCUGGCGACAUAGUCAUGGUUAAAAGGGAAUGGGUGGAUGAAAGUCAGACUGGAGAACCAGGGUGGCUUGGUGGAGAAUUGAAGGGAAAAACUGGAUGGUUCCCAGCAAACUACGCAGAAAAAAUACCUGAAAGUGAAGUUCCAGCAUCUAUAAAACCAGCUGAGGCAGCUCCUGCACCUAAAGUUUCUGUGCAUGAAACAACCACUUCACUAGGAACUGCUGCAUCUACAGAGUGCACGACAACUGCCAACAACUGGGCAGACUUCAGUUCAACAUGGCCAGCAAACACUAAUGAGAAACCAGAGACAGACAACUGGGAUGCCUGGGCAGCUCAGCCAUCUUUGACUGUUCCCAGUGCAGGGCAGCUGCGGCAGCGAUCAGCCUUCACCCCCGCCACUGUUACAGGAUCGUCUCCCUCUCCUGUAUUGGGUCAGGGUGAAAAAGUGGAGGGACUUCAAGCACAGGCUCUGUAUCCUUGGAGAGCAAAAAAAGACAACCACCUAAAUUUCAACAAAAAUGAUGUCAUCACAGUUUUAGAGCAGCAAGAUAUGUGGUGGUUUGGAGAAGUUCAAGGACAAAAGGGGUGGUUUCCUAAGUCAUAUGUGAAGCUUAUUUCAGGCCCCAUUAGGAAGUCAACAAGCAUGGAUUCUGGUUCUUCAGAAAGUCCUGCUAGUCUGAAAAGAGUAGCAUCACCAGCAGCUAAAGCAACUAUGUCAGGUGAAGAAUAUGUUGCUAUGUAUACUUAUGAGAGUUCUGAACAAGGAGACCUAACCUUUCAGCAGGGUGAUAUGAUUCUUGUGACAAAGAAAGAUGGCGACUGGUGGACAGGAACACUGGGUGAUAAAACAGGAGUUUUCCCAUCAAAUUAUGUGAGACUCAAAGAUUCUGAGGCUUCUGGAGCAGCUGGAAAAACAGGAAGCUUAGGGAAGAAACCUGAAAUUGCCCAAGUUAUUGCCUCUUACACAGCAACGGGUCCAGAACAACUCACCCUUGCUCCUGGUCAGUUGAUUCUUAUCAGAAAGAAGAACCCAGGUGGCUGGUGGGAAGGAGAGCUCCAAGGAAAAAAACGACAAAUAGGAUGGUUUCCUGCUAAUUAUGUAAAACUUUUGAGCCCUGGUACCAGUAAAACUACACCAACCGAGCUACCUAAAUCAACAGCAUUACCUUCAGUGUGCCAAGUAAUUGGCAUGUAUGACUACACUGCACAGAAUGAUGAUGAGCUAGCAUUCAAUAAAGGCCAGAUUAUAAACGUCCUUAACAAGGAAGACCCAGACUGGUGGAAAGGGGAGGUGAAUGGACAAGUGGGUCUCUUCCCAUCCAACUAUGUGAAGCUGACAACAGAUAUGGACCCAAGCCAGCAAUGGUGUGCAGACUUGCAUCUUCUGGAUAUGCUGACACCUACUGAACGAAAAAGGCAGGGAUACAUCCAUGAGCUCAUUGUCACAGAAGAGAACUACGUAAAUGAUCUGCAGUUGGUCACAGAGAUCUUCCAGAAACCACUAAUGGAAUCUGAGCUGCUAACAGAAAAGGAAGUUGCUAUGAUUUUUGUUAAUUGGAAGGAGCUGAUUAUGUGCAAUAUAAAACUACUGAAGGCCUUGCGUGUGCGUAAGAAGAUGUCUGGGGAGAAGAUGCCAGUGAAAAUGAUUGGUGACAUCCUGACAGCUCAGCUGCCACACAUGCAGCCAUACAUUCGGUUCUGUAGCUGCCAGCUCAAUGGGGCAGCACUCAUUCAGCAGAAAACAGAUGAAGUCCCCGAAUUCAAGGAGUUUGUAAAAAGGUUAGCAAUGGAUCCUCGCUGUAAAGGAAUGCCACUAUCAAGUUUUCUACUAAAGCCUAUGCAACGGGUAACAAGAUACCCACUAAUAAUUAAAAAUAUAAUAGAAAACACUCCUGAAAACCAUCCUGACCACAGUCACUUGAAGCAUGCUCUUGAAAAAGCAGAAGAAUUAUGUUCUCAAGUAAAUGAAGGAGUGCGAGAGAAAGAAAAUUCAGAUAGGCUGGAGUGGAUCCAGGCUCAUGUUCAGUGCGAAGGCCUCUCUGAGCAACUCGUAUUUAAUUCUGUUACAAACUGCUUGGGACCACGCAAGUUUCUGCACAGUGGGAAGCUCUAUAAAGCCAAGAGUAACAAGGAACUGUAUGGCUUUCUGUUCAACGAUUUCCUCCUCUUGACUCAGAUCAUAAAACCUCUUGGCUCUUCUGGCACAGACAAGGUCUUCAGCCCCAAGUCUAAUCUGCAGUACAAAAUGUACAAAACUCCCAUUUUUCUAAAUGAAGUACUAGUAAAAUUACCCACAGACCCUUCUGGAGAUGAGCCCAUUUUCCAUAUCUCCCACAUUGACAGAGUCUACACACUCCGGGCUGAAAGCAUUAAUGAAAGGACUGCGUGGGUUCAGAAAAUUAAAGCUGCUUCGGAACUUUACAUAGAGACUGAAAAGAAGAAGAGGGAAAAGGCCUACUUAGUUCGCUCACAAAGAGCAACAGGCAUCGGGAGGUUGAUGGUGAAUAUUGUUGAAGGCAUUGAACUAAAACCUUGCAGAUCCCAUGGAAAGAGUAAUCCAUACUGUGAGGUAACGAUGGGCUCUCAGUGCCACAUCACCAAGACAAUGCAGGACACCCUCAAUCCGAAGUGGAACUCCAACUGCCAGUUCUUUAUCAAAGACCUCGAGCAGGACGUGCUCUGCAUCACGGUGUUUGAGAGGGACCAGUUCUCCCCAGAUGACUUUUUGGGCAGAACAGAGAUCCGUGUGGCAGACAUUAAGAAGGAUCAGGGUUCAAAGGGACCAGUUACUAAGUGUCUCCUUCUCCAUGAAGUCCCAACAGGAGAGAUAGUCGUCCGACUAGACCUGCAAUUGUUUGAUGAGCCUUAGAAGGAAAGGGACCAAUGGUUUUUAUUUUUGGUCUGAGUUCACUGCAAUAUAGGUAUCUGCAGAAGCUGUCACAAAACCCUUAUUGGUUUGGUAUGAAACUACUGCUUGCCCUUCACACACAAGAGGGUUAUCAAAGCAAACAGGAGCAUCUUUGUGCCUUGAUAAUUCUCACUGAAAAACGAGUCCCAGUUUAGUGAGGAAGUCUCCCUCAAUUUCUCUAUGUGGAACCUGAUGCUAGUUUCCUGGGUUUCUGAAGUAACCUGGUUGUUUGUGCCGCAGCCUGAAAGGCUGGCACACCACAUAGGUCCCCAUGCUUGCUCCACUUACUCUACUCGUUUAUUUACAUGAAGAAGGCAGUGUUGGUAUGUUUGGUGGCUUUCUGCAGGGUUUUCCCCCAAAAGGAAUUCUGUGCCUAUUGCUCAGCAAAGUGGCGUGUAAAUGUUUUGUGAAUGGAACAAGCAGUUAUGCAGUAAGAAGAUCUCUGGAGAUCUUCGUGGCGAUACUGAAAAUAUUUAGAAAAUAAAUAAUCUAUAUCUAUAAACAGAGAAGAUUCUAUUAACAUACCACUUCAUGACUCACAUUGCCCCCCAAAAUAAAUUACGUGCAGGCCUUGCGCACAGAGAUGAGUUGCACUCCAGAAGAGUCCACCUACUCAGUACCUUUGGAAGAAGUGUUUGAACAGUAAGUGAAGGACGGAAUAUAGAGCCCUGCUGAAUGUUGUGCUAUACCACUUCGAUACCGUUUUACUACUGCUGCUCAGUUGUGUGAAUGCAGAUGGGUGUUCCGUCACCUGCAGUGAGGAAGGAAAAAAAUGAUGGCUCUAGCUCAGGAAGCUCAUUUCUACCCCGCAGAGUCUAGCUUGCAAAGCAAUCAGUGAUGACCAGUUAUUAAACUGUACUGUGCCUGACUGCAUUCGACAUCAUGUCGCUGAAUCCAGGGCAAUAGCACACACUGUCACUCACAGCAGUGUUUGUUGCAAACCGGGCUGGUCACGAAGCUGGUGGCAAAGAUGGUAGACGUGAACAGAACAGAGUGUUUGUGAUUGUAUGGAGUGGGUAACCCCAGGGUAAUGUCUUUUCAUCUCGGGGAACACAGGUUAUAUAUGUGUUUAACUCGACACAUAGCACACAUACAGGCCAAUGUCCAGCAAACUUCCCACGUUUGGCAAAGCGUUUAUCUAUCUCUAAGUGCACAUAUAGGUUGUGUUUCCCUUGAGUACACGACUAAGUGCUUUGCUAAGACUGGAUGUGACAGACCCCUAAGAGUAAAAUUCAUCUUUGUUCUGCCUGGAAUCAUUUCGUUCAUUACCUAUCAUGCAUACACUGGUAUUUUUGUAAUGACUUUAAUUCUGAAUGGGAGGUGUCAGCCUGUUCCAUUAGCAUGUGAAUGUUCUCGUGGAGCCUGUUGUUAGGUUUUGAUGUUCCUUGCAUGUCCUUUCAGUACUGGUUUCCACCUUCCCUGUAUAGAUGGUGUUCUCUAGCACUACAAUUCUUAUUGAUUUCCAUUAGGAAAUUAGGAUAUAUUCAUAACGAAUAGGUAGAUACAGUAUGGUAAUAAGUGUAAACUGUGCUGGGAAGUGUCUGUGUAUUAUAAUUUCCUACGAGACCACUGUAAUGUUUCAAGCAAUGGGAAAAAAUGUAUGUUGGAGGGACGACAAAGUUUACAUUUCAUACUUUUCAGAAUCGCUUUAUUAUUUAUUUAUUGAAGAUAGUGUAGAAUUUUGUAUCAGAAAUGACAGACAUACUUAUGUAUUUUUUGAAACAGAAAACCAGAGAUACACACUUUAGUUAGAAACUUUCGACUGAUCACCUUUUAGAGGGAGUGCAACUUCCUGGGCAUGCAUUUGGUUACCACUAACUGGCAGAAAACAUGAUUAAGAGAACUUUAAGUUUCUAUUUUUCAAUGUUGUUAAGAAAAUUGUUUCGAUUAAAAUAUGUAAAUAGUACUAAACCCAUGUUUUCCUAAUUCCAUAUCAAUACAUUUUAUUAAAUAUAACGUAUAUGAAAAUACACAUUGUUGUGGUAGGAUUAAAAAAAAAGUGAUAAAAUCUAUUAAUGGGUAACAUUAAAUGUCAUUGUCUAACCUUUUAUUGCUGUCCUAAUUUUACUCAGUAGCUGGACAUACUGUGAACAUUCCUUUCAGUGUUUAGGAAGUCGGAUCACUUUUUUUAUGGUAUCAUUUCCACAGCAUGAAUUUCAGCAUCAAAUAAGUAGAUAAAUAGGAAACAAAUACCAUGGGUGUGGUGCAGAGAUCCAGUCCAGGUUUCCAGAAGAAGCCUCAAGUUGCUGCAUUUUCCUCUGAGAUUCAAUUGCUGUUGGAAGUGGUUGCCAGGUAGCUGUGGGGGCUCUCGGACUGUGACCCCAUCAUGGGUAUGUCAGAUAGCAUCUUCCUAUGUGGUAACACAACCGAGCACCUUCCCAACCACCAUUGCUUGUCAUUUCCAACUUGCCCUCAAUGCACAGGAACGUUUAGUACCUGUUAAUGCCAAUGGAAGUCAUGCAUGUGUGAUGAUGAUGAAGGGCUGGGGUUUCUAUGGAUUUCUAACUUGCAAUCAGUCCUUGUCAUUUCCCUUCCAUCCAGGACUUCACACGUUGUGGACUUGUGGGACUGGCUAGGCCUCUUCUUCCAGGUAACAGUGAUACGACAAGAGGUGGUGGCCUCAAGUUGCACCAGGGGAGGUUCAGGUUGGAUAUUAGGAACAAUUUCUUCUCAGCAAGAGCAGUGAGGCAGUGGCACAGGCUGCCCAGGGAGAUGGUGCAGUCACCGUCCCUGGAGGUGUUCAAGUGCCGUGUGGAUGUGGCACUGAGGGAUGUGGUCAGUGGGCACGGUGGGGGUGGGCUGAUGGUGGGACUGGGAGAUCUGAGAGGUCUUUUCCAACCUUAAUGAUACUAUGGUUCUAAGCCCAGGGCAUGUUCAGCUCUCCUCUGUCAGGCUCCUUUGUGUCCCAGCUAGAACAAAGGCAUACUAGGAGCUGGCUGGAUGCUCAUGUGCUAUGCUCAAGAUGCAGGGAUGAGUUCAAGGAGCCUACAUUACAAAGUUGAUUCAAAUUCUAUAAGGACUGGUAGAUCGCAGUAGCUGAAGAGAGCAUCAAACAACAAGUCAAGGUUAAGAUAAAGGAGUUUAUGUUCCUUGCAGAUCUGCUUUCCUCCCUGUCGUCCUGAAAGUGCAUGGUCAUUGGGUUAUAGCCACCAGACUCUUCAGAAUGGUAUUUACCAGGCUAAUCAUAAGUCAUAAACCUGCAGGUUAUAAUGAUUUGGAAGCACUGUAAAAUAAAAACCAUAAAGCUGAUCUUGGCUUUGGAAAUACCAUUUCCCCAAGAUCAGCGCUGUAGGGAGGUGGUCUGUAAGGCCCUGAGAGGCCAUGUGCAGUUGGUGGUCUGACGUGGGCACGUCAAGGGACAGAGCACAUCGCUGGGCUGACCCUAAGGAAUAUGACCCAUACAUCAGAGAACUUUUUCUAGAUGCACUUAAUUAUUAUAUAUCUUCUCAACAUGAGUUUUUAUGAUGGAAAUUUUUAAAUGUCCAUUCUAGAAUAUUUUUACCCUUCAGAAAAAAAAAAACAACAACACUUUUUGUUACACGCGAGUUGGGUUUGGGGGGGAAGAACAUUGCGGAUGACAGUGUUUUUGUAAUAUUCUUAAAUACAUUUUCCAGAUGAAGAUGUGACGAGUCCAGACUUUCACCGCAACAGCGGGGUCUGUUUUCAUACUGCUCCGUUUGCACUGUGGUGUUUCACUGUUCCAGUUGAGCAGUCAAAGCCCUUGAAACGCAGAACAGUGGGGAAUCAGGUGAACUCACCUUCACUUGGAGCCGUUGGCUCUGUCCGUACAUUCCACGCGCACCCCACGUUUGUUCAGACCAAACACUCCUGUCCUACAUCCCUAUCGAUGUAUCUAUAGAUAUAUAUACAUAUAUAUACAUGUGAUUAUUUGUAUAUAUAAUAUAAGAACAUAGCUACUUUGUUGUUGUCAAAUACGGAGUCGAUCUAACACAAACGUUUAUAGGCACACAGUUUUGUUUGUUCUCUUACGUAUUUUAAAAUAAAGGCCAUUCUUGGGAAAUUAUUUUUCUGUACAUAGGAAGAUAUAUUUAGGACCGAACUUAAAUGAAUACAGAAUGUGUUAAACUAGCCUAGUUGCUUGACAUAGCUGUCAGAAAAAGGUUUUGCUGCGACCGUAGGUGAAUCCUUGCGCUUCUUGUAAAGCUGCGAAGUGUUGCUAACCCCAGAUUUAGCAUUGGAUCUGUGAUCGCAGCCUGCUGUGUGAGUCAAGGCGUUGUUGCUUCCUCAGAGCCCUUCUGUCAGGCUUUCAGGCUCUCGGGCUCUCCUGCCUAUCGUGGUGAGCACAGCUGACAGGAGAAGGUUGGGCUGCAGGAAAAUAGGGGGAAAACAGUGGCAGAGCCGAAAGCAGAGCUUGGUGACCAGCAGGCUCUUCUCCCCUCAGGAAGCAUGGGAAGGAUUGUCCAUCAUGUGAUGGACUAGAAGUGAAAUCCCUCCCGGUUACAGUGGCUGCUCCACAGGGAUGGGACUGGUGGUGGAACCUGUAAUUGCCAGGAGGAAGGGAGAAUAUUGGGCACAGGACCAUGGAGCUCUCCUGGUGCCACUCAGAGUGCUGAUCACACGGUAUCUCAAGAGCAAGUCACCCUGUGAGGAGCAUAUGGAAAGAUGAGUGAGAGUGCACUGCUUAUGGCAGUGUGAAGUGCUCGAGUUGGGUUGAAGCAAUUCCUAUUUGGGUGACGAUUUAUAAAGGCUUAAGGCUUUUCACCAGGCUAACCCCCAGCUUUUGCAGAAUACCCUAUUCCAGUCCUCACUUUGCCAAAAUAGAGUUUAGAUUCCAACAGCCUUUGCAGACUUCUUAUUCAUGGAGUACUUUUUAUUCAGUGUCGGUACAUCGUCGAGAAAAGAUAGCCGUAGUAUUUUUUCAAUGUUAAUACUUAGAACUGGGGAAUCCCCACCCCCACGAUGGUGGUGUAACUUUUUAGUGCACUUGUUGUUGCCAAACAAAUGGUAUCAAUUAGUUUCCUUUUCUUCUUAAGAAAGGAAGUGUUGUACUAUAUGUAGUAUUUGUAAGAUCUUAAAAAUUACAAAGGCAUUAUAAAAUAACUAUUAUAUGUAUGGCUUAAGAGCUGGACAGGUAGGAGAAAUGGUUCCUUUUUUUCAGAGAAGAUCUAAUUCACUUGUACUGUUCAUUUACAUUGCAUCUAACUAUCCUACAGGAACACAUCCAUACUGUGAAAUGGGCUUAUUUUAAAGCAUUUCUAACGGGUAUAACAUUUCUAAUGGGUAUAAUGAAUAACUAACAACAAAUUGGAUGCCACUGUUUCUCGUAAGACAAUUUCAACUGUACUUUGGUUGCUCUGAAUGUGUUACUUCCUCUGCUGCACUUGAUUGAAUAACUCUGUUUAUGGGCAGUGUCAAAUGAAACAAAAGUCUUCGAAAUGCAUUCACCUGUUUGAGGAAUUACGCCGCGUCCCAGGCUGCAUUCACUGAGGUGGAAGCUGCAGAUCAGACUUCAGUCUGUGCAAAUUGUUAGACACAGAUGAGACUGUAUUUGUGCAAGUGAAAUUAUGCAAGAAUAAACACUGUUCGUUUUUUUUAAUUUCAA